Messenger RNA from Acipenser ruthenus (sterlet), 3898 nucleotides. RefSeq names its product formin-binding protein 4-like. Lineage: Eukaryota; Metazoa; Chordata; Actinopteri; Acipenseriformes; Acipenseridae. Gene Ontology annotation, molecular function: protein binding. The record is from RefSeq and is a predicted model, not a curated record. The coding region runs from base 117 to 2930 and encodes 937 amino acids. The transcript has 17 exons.
UUCACGAAAGAAAACGUCAGUUCCGUUCCCGCCCUCUUUGUUUCUUUGUUAGAGUGUAUGUUGCGUUUGGUGCGGUUGACCAUUGUUUUGUUUUUUUAAAUUUAGUUUAGCUUUCAAUGGGUAAGAAAAUACGGACGGCACCGGGCCGCAGGCCGAUACUGCAGCUUUCCCCACCGGGUCCCCGUAGCAUUACCACGGUCGGCAGCAACUCGCGAGAGGAGGACCCGGGAUCCACAUCCGAAGAUGAACAGGAUGGCACUGGUGAUGGACCCAUAUUUAUGCAAAGCACCUCUAAGGAGAUCAGAGUGGAAGCAAAACCUCCUGCAGUCAAAGCUACAGAGGGUUUGUCCUUGCUGGGGGCCUAUGAAGACAGCGAUGAAGAGGAGAGCCCUGACUCGCAGCCCCAGCCAGCAAAAGCCAACCACAACCAGCCUGGCGACAUUGACAGCACACUGGCCAAUUUCCUAGCUGAAAUCGAUGCGAUCACGACCCAGCCUGCCCAGACCCCAGAGGAAUCAACGGCUCAUUCUACAGCUCCUCCUCCAACCCCACCUCGCCCGGAUCCCAAAGACCAGCCCCUCACCCCGAGCCACACUGCAGCCCCUAACGGAACGGAGGCUGCGACCAUAGGGGCGGCGUUUCAGUACGAUACCCAGUACUCUCUGUCCGGAGUCGGUGUGGAGAUGGGACACUGGCAGGAGGUCUGGGAUGAGAACUCAGGUUGUUUUUAUUACUGGAAUACCGAGACCAACGAGGUGACCUGGCAGCUACCCCUGGACCUGGUCCAUCAGGUGCAGGGCCUGCAGCACUACGCAGACAGUUCUACUAUGGCUGUCAAUGGCAGUAGCGCACAGAGUGCUGUGUUUUACCCAGAACAGAACCCAGUGAUCUCUACGACUGUGCAGAUCACUAAGAAAGAGAGUAAGAAGGAAGUCAUGGAGAGUGUUGUAGCGUUGACCAGUGAAGAGGAGGAGAGGAGGGGUGUUGCUGCCUCUCUGCUGGCCCCCCUUAUCCCAGAGGAAGUGAAGGAGGCAGAGGAAAGGUGGCGGAAGAAAGUUGUGUGCCUGGAGGAGGAGGGGCCUAGCUCUGAGGGGGAGGGGCCAGAUGCGGCGCCCCCCGCCCCCACUGAAGUAGAGACUUGUUCCCACGGCGACCUGCACAGUAAUGCCCACUCUGGAGAGAGCUCAGAGGUGGGGGAGAAUGAGGAAGAGGAGACGGAGGAAGAUACCCAUGACUUGGAGCUGGUCCUGGAGAGAAAAAAGGCUGAGCUGCGUGCCCUAGAGGAGGGGGACGGCAGCUUGACGGGGUCCAGCCCUCGGUCCGACGUCGGCCACGAGGGCAGCCGCGUGGAGCUGUUGAAAAAGGGGAAGUGGAAGACCACUUUUGUUCGGUCUGCCAGCCCAGAUUCCAACAGCCGUUCAGAAAACACCGGCAGGGAUUCCCCAGACCCCCCAGAAACAGAAAUCUCCUCUGUGUUGGAUGUUGCAGCCACUUCAAAGGGGAAUGAAAUGCCAGUAGAGGAAGAUGAAAUGGACACAGAGGCUCUUUCAGAGAAGACCAAACCCAAAGUGGCCCAAAAAGAAGAGGAAGAUAAUGUCGACCUUAAGUUUCAGAUCGGGGAGCUCGCUAACACUCUGACCAGUAAAAUGGAGUUUUUGGGAAUUAACAAAAAGUCCAUAUCUAACUUUCAGCUGCUGCUUUUACAAACUGAGACCCGGAUUGCAGACUGGAGGGAAGGAUCUCUCAGCGGAAACUAUCUGAAGCGGAAGCUUCAAGAAGCAGCCGAACAGAUUAAACAUUAUGAAAUUAACGCCACACCUAAAGGCUGGUCCUGCCACUGGGACAGGGAUCACAGGCGCUAUUUCUAUGUUAACGAUCACACCAAUGCUUCUCGGUGGGAGUUCCCCGAUGUGGAGGAGGAAGGGGUUUCAGACGGGAAGGACAUGAAAAUGGAGCAGGGCUCCAAAGACCAGGGUGAUCCCAAGCCACCGGCAGACCUGCUUGGGAUCGUGACAGGACCCACCAAUUACAUGAGCCUUGCCCCUGUGCCUCCCGGAUUGCCGGUGCCAACCUACUGGUCCCUGCCCCUGCCCCAACCCCAACCCCCCCUCCCUCCUGCCUGUGACCCCCCUCUGCCUCCAGACUUCCCACCUCCGCCUCCACCCCCUCCAGAGUCCCCACCCCCUCCGCCUCCGCCUCCCCCUCCCCCACCCGCCAGCGAGGAGACAGAGAUAGAGGAGGUGGAGAUGGAGGAAGAUGAGGGGGAGCCCCCAGCUCCGGGCACCGAGGAUGACUCUGUCCGCAAACCCCUGCUGCCUCCUGCCACAUCCAGCUACAAGAACACAGAAUCUGCCGCUUCCCCGGGUACACCAGCUAAGGCUGUGAAGCGGAAAGCAACGGCCUCCGGUUCAGGGCAGCUACAGAAAUCAGCCACUAUUGGCAGCAACGCAGUAUUGUACAGCCAAUCAGCUGUGACAGCAGCCCCGGUGGUUGUUCCUCCAGUUUUCUGGGGAGUCCCGGCUGUGGUUGCUCCUGUCCCUCCAACAGAGACUGUGAUGGCAGCGGGACCGACUCCACCACUUCAGCCAGCCCCAAGCCGACCUCCAGCCUCCAGCAGCACCGACCAGCCGGCAGCGAAAAAUCAGCCAGCGGAGAAAUCCAAGAAACUGAAAAAGGACAAGGCAAAGAAGAGUAAGACUAAGAUGCCGUCUCUGGUUCAGAAAUGGCAGAGUAUUCAGCGUGAGCUGGACGACGAGGAGAACUCGAGCUCCAGCGAUGAGGAUCACACCGUGCUCAACCACAAGCGCAUAGAGGAGUGGAAGCAGCAGCAGCUUGUCACUGGUAAAGCAGGAAAAAGCGCGAACUUUGAAGCCCUUCCCGAGGACUGGAGAGACCGACUGAAGAGGAGAAAACUGACUCAGAGCACAUAGUGUUACAGCAUCACUUUUAAUACUCAUAUAUAUAUAAUUUUUUUUUUUUUUUCAAAUGUACCCAAACUUCUUAAACCAACUUUGUAACUUCAAACAUGGAUAUAAUAGACUUAAAUUUAGCAGUGGAGACUUAAUUGCUUAAAACGGCAGAAGUCGGGUUGCAUUGUACUCUGGUUCCUCAUUAUUAAAUGUUUUAUUUUACACAAAGUGCAAAGCAAAGAGGAAAAGGCAUCUCUAUUUAACCUGCAUUAUUACUCCGAUUCGGUUACAUCAGCAGGGCUGUAUCAAAGCUUACAUUGCCAGUUUUGCUUCUGCAUUAGUCACUGUGCCAUUGAGAGAGCAUUUCUCUGCACUACAGCUUUUAAUUCGGUUGCCACAUUUGUAUUUAACAGUUAAGAUGGUUCAGGUAAAUUGACCUCAUGGCCUUUUCGAUUAAACUUUUUGGUCUGAUGCAAAAGAACUGAUCUGGAGUAUUUUGUGCAGCUUCAUGUUUACUGAUGUCUUACGGUUCAUCAUAUGGUGUUAGUCUAGUUUAAUGCAUCAUUGUUACAAUUUCUUGGCCUUGCUGUAUGCUCUUUCAGCAAAAUAGGUUUGCAUUAAAGCCCAUUGGGGUCAGAUGACAGUGCCUGACACCGAGAUAGGACCUGAAGGCAGGAUCUCCGGGCUGUUUUAGAUGUAAUAAUAUAAACUAUUACUGUUUCACCUACUACAAAACAUGUUUUCUAGUAGAAAUAAAAAUGCAACCCUGUAAAUGCAUCUUAUUUUGUAAGUGUCAUUUUCAGAUAUCAUGUUUGCCACUGUUAAAUGUAAGCGCUAUGGCUUGUAUUUGUAUUCGUGGGAAAACUCCUGAAGGGUAGGGGGUGUGGAAACCAAUGUUGUGGUUGAGGGCAGACUUUUUGAAUAAUAAAACAAAAAACCUUUGUACAUUUUGUAUAUAGCUAUAAAAUAAAAUCUUUUUUUUUAAUAAA